AUAAAUAAAUUAUCUAACACAAAAAUAAAAUUCAUCCAAUAAUAAUGAGUUACAUAAAAUUUCUGUUGGAGUGACAUCGAAAAAAAAAACACAAAAUAUUUUUUUAAAAAACAUAAAAUUUAAAUAAUCGACAAAAAAUGGUUGUACCCACCAUGGAAACCCUGCCGAGGGUUCCCGACACCCACGGAGACAGCGUGGACGAAAAGUUAUUUUCCGACUUAUAUAUAAGGACUAGUUGGUUCGAUGCCUCCAUAGCACUAGAUCAAAUUGAAAAGGGCAAAGCACGAGGGAGACGCUCCGCCGUGUAUAUGCGAUCAGUAUUUCAAUCACAUUUAUAUAAUUUAGGAUGUUCCAUACAAAAGCAUGCGGGCAAAGUAUUAUUUGUAGCAAUAUUAGUCUUAGGUUCAUUUUGUGUCGGUCUGAAGAGUGCAACUGUGCAUUCCAAAGUGCAUCAACUAUGGAUACAAGAAGGCGGACGACUAGAGGAGGAAUUAAAGUACACACAAAAGUCAUUAGGCGAAACAGAUUCAUCGACGCAUCAAUUACUAAUACAGACACCGCACGAUCCCGACGCAUCAGUAUUACAUCCGCAAGCAUUAUUGACACACUUGGAUGUCUUGAAGCAGGCAAUUUCCGUUUCGAUUUACAUGUAUGACAUACAGUGGAGCUUGAAGGACAUGUGCUAUUCGCCCAACAUUCCGAGUUUCGAGUCGCAUUACAUCGAGCAGAUUUUCGAGAAUGUGAUACCGUGCGCGAUAAUUACGCCGCUCGAUUGUUUCUGGGAAGGCAGCAAAUUGCUGGGACCUGAAUAUCCAGCUCAUAUACCUGGCUUAAAGGAAAAAGUACAAUGGACGAGUCUCAAUCCCCAAUCGCUACUCCGACAAAUCAAAACAAUGGACUACCAAUUUCCCUUUGACACGCUCGAGCAAUAUAUGAAACGUGCUGGCAUCUCAACGGGCUACAUGGAAAAGCCCUGUCUCAACCCAAAAGACCCACAAUGUCCAUCCAGCGCUCCAAACAAGCAAAAUUUAUCGCCUCCUGACAUCGGUGCUUCACUCACGGGCGGCUGUUAUGGCUUCGCCUCGAAAUACAUGCACUGGCCCGAGGAACUUGUCGUUGGAGGAGUCACGCGAAAUCGCACACGUCACGUCAAAAAAGCAAAAGCCCUGCAAACGGUCAUUCAAUUGAUGGGCGAACGCGAGAUGUACGAUUACUGGAUGGAUCAUUACAAAGUUCACCACAUUGGAUGGAGUCCGGAGAAAGCUGCGGAAAUUUUGAAUGCGUGGCAGAAGAAAUUCUCGCUUGAGGUGCACAAAAUUAUGCAUGCACAAAUCGCAUCGAACGCUUAUGACGUAUUUGCCUUUUCCUCGGCUGCCUUGGACGAUAUUUUGGGAAAAUAUUCGAAUCCGAAUCCAAUUAGUUUGGGAAUUGGUGUCGCGGCGAUUUUAUUGUACACGGGCUUUGUUUUGUACCGCUUCAAGGAUAAAGUGAAUAGUCAAUCGGGAGUCGGAAUUGCUGGAGUAAUCUUAAUUGGAAUCACAACAGCAGCUGGACUUGGUUUUUGUGCGCUUUUGGGUAUCGCUUUUAACGCGGCAACCACUCAAGUUGUGCCUUUCCUCGCUUUGGGCCUCGGAGUCGAUCACAUUUUCAUCCUAACUCAUGCCUAUGCCGAAAAAGAUAACAACGACCAAGCGGGACAAGUACUCAAAAAAGCCGGUUUGAGCGUUUUAUUCAGCGCUGCCUCAACUGCGGGAGCAUUUUUCACCGCAGCACUCAUCCCAGUACCAGCUCUUCGUGUCUUUUGCUUGCAAGCUGCCAUUUUGCUGAUGUUCAAUCUCGCUGCGGUGCUUCUUAUCUUCCCUGCCAUGGUGUCACUCGACUUGAGACGACGUCGCGCCAAGCGUUCUGACAUUUUCUGCUGUUGUCUGCCAGCUUUAAACAUUCAUCAGAUGGAAAGUGCGCAACGUGGCGGCAAUCAACAAGACGAAUCGCUCAUCGGAUGCGCCGAAAAGGAUUGUCUCAGUUUCUCGUUGACAAAAUUCGCUGGAAAAUAUUAUGCGCCAUUCAUUACAAAAGGUCCCGUUAAGGCACUUUCGAUGCUUUUGUACAUCGGAGUCGUCGCAUGCUCGCUUUUCGCCGCGAUGAACCUGCCCGACGGCUUGGAACUCACGGAUUUGGUGCCCCAGAGCACGGACGAGCACAAAUUUCUCAAUGUCCAGGGCAAACUUUUCGGGUUCUACAGCAUGUAUGCCGUGACGCAGGGCGACUUUGAAUACCCGACGAACCAAAAACUGCUGCACGAGUACCACGAAGCCUUUGUUCGCGUGCCGCACGUCAUCAAGAACGACAAUGGCGGUCUGCCGGAAUUCUGGUUAAGUUUGUUCCGUGACUGGUUGAUUAACUUGCAAAAGGCAUUCGAUCGCAAUUAUCGCGAAGGUCGCAUCACGCAAGAACGCUGGUACGCAAAUGCCAGUGACGAUGCCAUUCUUGCCUAUAAAUUGCUCGUGCAAACCGGGCAUGUCGAUAACCCGAUUGACAAAAGUCUUGUGACGCAAAAUCGCCUUGUCGACUCGGAAGGAAUCAUUAAUCCGAAAGCUUUUUAUAAUUAUUUGUCGGCUUGGGCGUGGAAUGAUGCCUUAGCUUAUGGGGCAUCGCAGGGCAACUUGAGACCUGUGCCACGCGAAUAUUUCCACUCGCCCAACGAAUACGAACUGAAAAUCCCCAAAAGUGCACCGCUGACAUACUCACAACUGCCAUAUUACUUGCACGGAUUGAGCGAUACGACAGAGAUCAAAACGCUGAUUGGACAAAUUCGGGAGUUGAGCGAACGAUUUGAAGCACGUGGGCUUCCCAACUAUCCUUCUGGAAUUCCAUUUUUAUUCUGGGAACAAUACAUGAGUCUCCGUCCUUGCCUGUUGAAAGCGCUUGCUUUUGCGCUCAUUGCUGCCUUUUCGUUAGUUGGAUCGCUGCUUUUGUCUGUGUGGGCUGCCUUGUUGAUUGUUUUCAGUGCAGUCACGAUGCUGAUUCAACUGUUGGGCGUAAUGAUCAUUUUGGGCAUCAAGUUGUCGGCGAUUCCCGCAGUAAUCUUAGUUGCCAGUGUUGGUAUUGGCAUUUGCUUUACUGUUCACAUUUCAUUGGGCUUCAUAACUGCCAUUGGAAAUCGUGAUCGCCGCAUUCGUCUCGCACUCGAGCACUCAUUGGCUCCCGUCAUCCAUGGCGUACUGACAUCCACGCUAGCUGUCCUCAUGCUGUCGACAUCUCCCUUCGAGUUUGUCGUGCGUCACUUUUUGUGGCUGCUGCUCUCUGUAAUGCUAAUUGGUGCCGUAAACGGUCUCUACUUCUUCCCCAUCCUCCUGAGUCUCGUGGGACCGGGUGCCGAAGUAAUUCCGCUGCAAUACGCAAACCGCAUAUCGACUCCGUCCCCACCGCCAAAGAGAAUUAACAAACAAUAUUUAAAUAAACCAUUGAUUGUAAAUGCCAAACGAAGUUCCUCCUCAUCAUCCUCACGUUCAUGCAAUAAAUCACAUCAUUAUCAUAGUAAAAAUACAAAUGUACAUAAUAACGAGCCAUCACUCACCACAAUUACCGAAGAGCCACAAUCAUGGAAGAGUUCCGUGUCGUCAAUCGCAUCGGCCAACGACAACAACAACUACGGUGGCAUCGAUAUGGGCACGCAACGUGCCAGUCCCGAGCUGCAAAGUAUCGUCUUGCAGCCCGAAGUCACGGUCGAAACGCAUCAGAAUGGCGACAUGAAUGGCGGCACCAAAGUUACCGCCACCGCCAACAUCAAAGUCGAACUUGUGACGCCGGGACGUGCCACUUCCACAAGUAACUCAUCACGCACAAAGUAUUCUAGUUAACACGUAGACCUUACUUAGUAGAGAACUUUUGUACAUAGCCCGUUUUACACUGGAAAAUAAAACACGAAAACUCCCUUACUAAACUUAAUUAGCGCACUAAGAAAAAAACACAAAGAAAAAUUGUAAAGACUUUAUCUUCUAAACGUAUUCGGUUA
Molecule: messenger RNA, 4015 nt
Organism: Culicoides brevitarsis
Lineage: Eukaryota; Metazoa; Arthropoda; Insecta; Diptera; Ceratopogonidae
Gene: ptc
Product: protein patched
Exons: 6
Coding region: 138-3860 (1240 amino acids)
Biological process (GO): negative regulation of smoothened signaling pathway
Cellular component (GO): plasma membrane
Molecular function (GO): hedgehog family protein binding; smoothened binding; hedgehog receptor activity
Source: RefSeq, a predicted model, not a curated record